This is a messenger RNA of Drosophila bipectinata, 3295 nucleotides long. It is a transcript of the gene Pex1, whose product is annotated as peroxin 1. Gene Ontology annotation, biological process: protein import into peroxisome matrix. The record is from RefSeq and is a predicted model, not a curated record. NCBI's taxonomy places the organism in Eukaryota, Metazoa, Arthropoda, Insecta, Diptera, Drosophilidae. Gene Ontology annotation, cellular component: cytosol; peroxisomal membrane; peroxisome. Gene Ontology annotation, molecular function: ATP binding; ATP hydrolysis activity.
UCACCUGUUGUCUCUUUAUCGCGGACAGCUGUUCAAGAGAGCACCUUGCCGCUUGGAGAAAAACAAAAUUAAAAAUGAUUUAAAUUUAAACCGGGAAAGCACGCACAACACACUCUCAAUCUAGUAGGAAUGUUCAAGCGCACAUUUAAGGUGGUCUAUCGGCCCAUCCGCAGCAAUUUCGUUCUGCUGCCGGAUCAGUACUACGGCGUCGUCUCGACCUAUGACACCGGUUGCCUGAGCCUCCAGUACAAUGGCCGGACCCACUUUGCCUCCUGGGCUCCCAAUGCUGGCGGCGGUGGCAUCAAGGACACUGAGAUCGGGAUCAAUGCCAGGACGGCCAAGGAGAUUGGUCUGCACGAGAACGAUUUGGUCAAGUGUUCGCUCAUCGCUGACGUUCUCAACCUGCGCAGCGUCCACGUCACCCCCGUCUCGUCCAAGGACUGGGAAAUCAUUGAGCUAAGUACGGAGAAGAUAUCGGGAAGUGUCUUGGAGCAAACUCGCAUUGUAAACUCCUCACAGAUUCUAAUUGUUUGGAUAAACAAAUCCAUGCAAGUGGCCUUGACAGUUGAUCGCCUUAAACCCCACAUGAACUAUGGAAGAAUCGAUCACAAUACCGAACUGGUUGUAGCCCCAAAUCUUUACAAAGGACUGACCAAUGGCACCCUCAACGAUGACAGCGAGGAGAACACUAAACUGUCCAGGAGCAAGACCAGUGCCCAGGUCAAGGAUGAGCUCUCCGACAGGCCAACGGCCUUGAGUCACUCCUCCACGGUGGCCAAUGUGAAAAAUACCGUGCAGAGCAAUAUGCGCCAGAGCCAUAUGGAGCGGCUGAAGAGGGAUCUGUGCAGGGAGAGCUCGCGCAGCUUUGAGUUUCGUGUGAUCCGUGGGCUGUGGAGGGAAAAGGCCCAGGAGUCGGAUGUGUUUGUGAAUAGGAAGCAUCUGCCGGAGUUUAUGGACUUGGAACAGUUCUACUGCAUGCACACGGCCGGGGACAAGGACUACUACGUGCGAGUCUGCCCGCUGGAUGACGAGGAGGGGGAGGACACGCUGCCCAGCACCAUUCAUCCAUCCAUCGAACUGAACGCCAAUCUGAUGAAGCUACUGGGAGUCAAGGAACUGGAGCGGGUGGUUCUUCGACCAAAGAUUACCGUGGCAAACUUUGUGGAGAAAAUAGAGCUGUUUGCCCACAGGAAGACCCACUACAAGAUCAUCGAGAAUGCAUUUAAGCGGUUCGUGAUCGAGCGAACCCAGCACAGGGCGGUGCUCUUCAACCAGGAGGAGGUGGUGCGGCUGGAGGACGAUCUGCUUGUCACCGUCGGCAUCCUACCAGAGCAUUUUCGCUACUGCGUCGUGGACGCUCAGUUCCUCAAGGAGGCCAAGAUCUAUGCGGCCGAUCAGGUGCGUCAGGUGAACGAGAUCAUCAAGGAACAGCCGCCGGCAUCAUCCCCGUUGAGCGUCAAGGACCUCAUUCGCCUGCCGGAGUACGACAAGAUAGUGGACCAGAUUGUGAGUGAGCUGCGUAUGAAUCUUUGCCUCAACUCGGAUAACUCUGUCAUGCGGCAGUGCAACGUCCUGCUCACUGGCGCCCCGGGCACAGGGAAAUCCGUUCUGGUGGAGCGCAUUCUGGACCAGUUGUCCCACAAGCCGGACUACUGCUACUUUGACAUCUUCUACGGCUCCCGAAGCAAAGGUCGCAAAACCGAGUCCAUUCAGAAGGACUUGCGGAACAUAUUCACCAGCUGCCUGCAGCACGCUCCGGCCAUCGUUGUCCUGGAGAACUUGGACGUCCUGGCCCAUUCGGCCGGGGAGCAGUCCAGCCAGGAUGGCGAGUACUACAACCGCAUGGCCGACACCGUCCAUCAGCUAAUCGUCCAGUACACCACCAACAAUGCCAUCGCCGUGAUCGCCACCGUCAACGAGCUCCAGACCUUGAACAAGCGCCUCAGCUCGCCCAGGGGCAGGCAUGUCUUCCAAACAGUGGCCAGGUUGCCCAACCUGGAGCGGGCAGAUCGGGAGGUAAUCCUGCGGGAGCUCUGCAGCCAUAUCAGUGUCUCCAAGGACCUGGAUCUGGUCAAGUUUUCCAAUCUGACGGAGGGCUAUCGGAAGUGCGACUUGGUGCAGUUCGUGGAACGGGCUAUAUUCUAUGCCUACCGUAUUAGCAAGUCGCAGCCCUUGCUUACCAAUGAGCAGUUGAUUGAAUCCCUGGAACACACCAACUCCUACUGCCUGCAGGGCAUUCAGAGCAACCAGAAGACCACCAAUGAUGCGGAAGACAGCGAACUGCGGGUGGAAGAACUGCCGGGUCUGGAGUCCGUGGUGGGGGUUCUUGAAGAGGUGCUAAUGUGGCCAUCGAGGUAUCCCACCAUUUUCAAUGCCUCUCCACUUCGAAACCAAGCUGGAGUUCUACUUUAUGGACCUCCUGGCACUGGCAAGACCUACCUGGUCUCCCAACUGGCCACUUCGUGGAACCUGCGCAUCAUUUCCGUCAAGGGACCGGAACUGCUGGCCAAGUACAUUGGCCAGAGCGAGGAGAACGUGAGGAACCUGUUCAACAGAGCUCGCAGUGCUCGGCCUUGUGUGCUCUUCUUCGACGAGUUCGACAGCUUGGCUCCGAAGCGAGGCCACGACUCCACUGGAGUUACUGAUCGGGUGGUGAACCAGUUGCUCACCGAACUGGAUGGUGUGGAGGGACUACAGGGAGUCACCGUGAUAGCCGCCACAUCCAGGCCAGAACUAUUGGAUCCGGCACUCCUCCGAUCUGGACGAAUCGACCGCCUGGUCGAGUGCCCACUGCCGGAUCCCGUGGCGCGUGUGAGGAUCUUUGAAGCCCUCAGCUCCACCCUCAAUCUGGACGAGUGCGUGGACUUUGAUUGGUUUGCAGGACGAACCCCCAACUACACGGGAGCUGACAUCCAGAGCAUUCUGACCUCGGCGAACAUGGCAGCGGUUAAGGAGGCUCUGGCACAAUUCGGACAUGAGAAAUUGCCAAAGAAAAUUUCGGUGAAGCAAAAGCACCUGAUCGAGUCCUUCCAUUCAACCCGGCCAUCGCUCAGUGCCUCCGAUGUGGCCAAAUAUCACAAAACAUAUGCACGCUUUACCAACAAGGAGAAAGGCUCCCGGGAGUUUGUGGCCAAGAGGGCCACUUUGGCUUAAAGACAAAGACUUAAUUAGCUUAGAAUUAUUAUUUUUAAAUCGCACUUUGUAUCUUUGCACUGACAACGGCAAUGUCUUUGGUUUUUGUACAUUUCAUAAUUAUUUUUGUUGAGAUAAUAAAAAACGAAUUUGUUUGAAUAAU